GUAGAGGUCGCGUUUCCGGGGCUGUGAGUUUGCGCAUGAAUUGUUUCCUGCUUCGAGCACUAACUGCUCCUUGAGGCAAGGAGCUGCCGAUGGAGUCUGUCUGUAGUACUGCAGAGGAACCAAAGCUCAGACAUGUAGAAAAGGAUAUUUUGAUUCCAAAAAUAAUGAAAGACAAAGCCAAGGAGCUGUGUUCUGAACAAGUGAAAGACUUUACCAAAUGUUGCAAAGACACAGGUUUUCUUAUGGUGAUAAAAUGCCAAAAGGAAAACAAACUGCUGAAAGAAUGUCUCACUGGCUACUAUAGUGAUCCAGCAUUUUAUGAAGAAUGCAAGGCUGAAUAUUUGAAAACCAGGGAAGAACACAGGGCAGCACAAGGUGUUCCUCAUCAGGAGCAUUCUACUAGCUCCUAGGCAAGUUGUAUGGCUGACAUUUGAAACCUGAACUUAUGCGCUUUUUAAUAUCUUCAUAAGCAGUGACAAGGGCAAAAUGUGAAGCAACUGAUUCUUCUCCUGAAGACACUGGAAUAGGAAAUUGUCCAUUUUGUCUCUGAUGAGUGUCUGCUUUUUCAUGGUUCAGGAUAUCAAUGUCAUCUUCAGCUAGUU
This is a messenger RNA of Pseudonaja textilis, 602 nucleotides long. It is a transcript of the gene CMC1, whose product is annotated as C-X9-C motif containing 1. Gene Ontology annotation, cellular component: mitochondrion. NCBI's taxonomy places the organism in Eukaryota, Metazoa, Chordata, Lepidosauria, Squamata, Elapidae. The record is from RefSeq and is a predicted model, not a curated record.